This is a messenger RNA of Aedes albopictus (Asian tiger mosquito), 1379 nucleotides long. Its product is annotated as adult-specific cuticular protein ACP-20. The transcript is spliced from 2 exons. The coding region runs from base 135 to 596 and encodes 153 amino acids. Gene Ontology annotation, cellular component: extracellular matrix. The record is from RefSeq and is a predicted model, not a curated record. NCBI's taxonomy places the organism in Eukaryota, Metazoa, Arthropoda, Insecta, Diptera, Culicidae.
UAGUCCGAUGAGGCCGAAUAGGUGAAAUUGUUUGCAUUGUUACUAUAAAUAAUCAGGUGUUCGGAGGUAACGGCAUCAGUUUAUUGAGUUUGGUUCUUGGUAGAACAUCAGUAACGGUUUCAACGCUUAGCAACAUGAUCAAGAUCGCUGUGUUGGCUUUGGCCCUUUUGGGCGUUGCUCUGGCGUACGAGCAUCACGGCUUCAUCAGCGAAGUGAAACACAUCCCGUACUACGGUGGCGGUGGUGGCUUCGAAAUGGGCGGUGGUGGACUGGAAGGAGGAUGGAAGGAAGGUGGCGAGGAAUACUACUCGUACCCGAAGUACAAAUACGAAUACGGAGUGAAGGACUACCACACCGGAGAUCACAAGAGCCAAUGGGAGAUGCGUGACGGAGAUGUCGUCAAGGGCGAAUACACCCUGGAUGAGGCCGAUGGUACCAAGCGAAUUGUCGAGUACUACGCCGACGAUAAGAAUGGAUUCGAAGCCAAGGUUAAGAACAUCGGAGAACCAAUCCACGAGGGUGGACUGGGAGGUGGAUUCGAAGGAGGUUAUCACGGAAUGGGAUACAGUUAUAGCAAGCUGAAGAAGUACAACUAGGCGUGGCCAAGACUGAUGGAGAAACGACUGGAAACCAUUGUUGAAUAAAGAUGCAAAAUAUACCAAAACAAUUCCUAUCCUUCUCUUAGUAACUGAUCUAGUUGUUACUUUCCAGUACUCCUCCGGUAUUCCUCCGUAUUCAACUGUUUCAUUCAUGCAACUAGUUCAAGCAGUGCAUGGAAAAAUGUCUUCAUCCCAUCAAAAGAUAUUUAAAAAUAUAUCAAUGUGUCAUCAAUAUCGUUGUUUCCGCAGCUAACGACUGAGUACUGACAUUAUCUCAAAUGUCGCUUUUCUCACCCUUGCGGUGAAAUUUGACACCCGUUCCAUAUGUUACAGAUCGUCAAGCAACAACAUUUGCUACCAUUACCGCAACUGAUGAGUAGGUCCACAUUCACAUCUUUUCCUUCUCGACAAAGGAGGAAGCGGCAAUCGAACCGUACCGAACCGAACAAUAUAUGUUUCAUUAAAACUUGAGAUUGCCACGAAAUGUCAAUACGCUCACCACCACCGCCACUAUUGCGAGCACGCGUUCCCGAAGGACGAGUAUCUAGUAGCACUCAACUCACUACGAGUUGGACUGAUGCAACCGAGGAUAAACGCGGACGAUGACGACGACGGCAGCGUAACAUCUGCCACCGUAAGGAAGAAACUCAAGUGUUUGAACACGUGUCCCUCCGGGGGACCCGAAGGAAGCCAGAGUUAAGCCAGGCCUUCCAGCAUUGCCAGUUUAGCCUCCGACGACGGAAAGUUUAAGGUUCAUCUUGUCUUCACAACCCGUAAAUG